AUUUAAAUCAACUGCAAUAAAGAAGCUAAUCCAACUACUAAUCAACAUGUCUGCCCAGAACACCAAUAACAACACCACCAAGACCUACACUGAGUCAGCGUCCGAGACCAUCAACAACGCCAUGGCAAGUGCUCAGGGAAUGGCUCAAGCCGGCUAUGAGAAGGUUGCGAAUGCAGUCUCAGGUGAGAAACCAGCCGAGCAGAAAGCUGCAGACAAUGUAACCGAGGCACGAAACAACACUUCAGAUAAGGUUGAAGACACAAAGGUAGACGCCAAAAAUGCAAAGGAAGAUUUAAAAACCAAGGGCAAGAAGUUAGCCAACAAUAUCGAGGGUGAGUACAACAAGGCCACUAGCGGCAACAAAAAACCGGAGCAGAAGGCAGCGGACUACGUAGCGGACAAGAGAGAAGACAAGUAUACAGCGGAGGACCUCAAGACCGAUGCAAAGAACAUGAAGGAGGAAGCAAAAAAUUCCGCGUCGAAGACAGCCAACGAUGCUGAGGGCGAGUACAAGAAGGCCACAAACUAAAUUGUUGGUCGACUAUUCUACCCAUACGAAAAGAAGUAUAAGUACAAUAAAUAUCCAAUCUCUUUCAC
This is a messenger RNA of Sphaeroforma arctica JP610, 597 nucleotides long. RefSeq lists its product as hypothetical. The transcript has a single exon. Lineage: Eukaryota; Ichthyosporea; Ichthyophonida. The coding region runs from base 47 to 529 and encodes 160 amino acids. The record is from RefSeq and is a predicted model, not a curated record.